Molecule: messenger RNA, 2141 nt
Organism: Psammomys obesus (fat sand rat)
Lineage: Eukaryota; Metazoa; Chordata; Mammalia; Rodentia; Muridae
Gene: Tada2a
Product: transcriptional adaptor 2A
Exons: 16
Coding region: 157-1488 (443 amino acids)
Biological process (GO): regulation of transcription by RNA polymerase II; chromatin remodeling
Cellular component (GO): SAGA-type complex; nucleus
Molecular function (GO): transcription coactivator activity; zinc ion binding; chromatin binding
Source: RefSeq, a predicted model, not a curated record
CGCACGCAUAGGGGCUGCACGGCGCGCGCCGUGAGAGGCUCUUCGGCGCGGAGGUGCGAGACGUGGAGAGGGGAUCGUUAAUCUUUGUCCACCUCUGAAGUCUUGAAGAAGCUCCCUAUCAAGGAGGAUCAAACAGCAGUCUCUGUCAGUUAGAGAAUGGACCGUUUGGGUUCCUUUAGCAAUGAUCCAUCUGAUAAGCCACCUUGCAGAGGCUGCUCCUCCUACCUCAUGGAACCGUACAUCAAGUGUGCCGAAUGCGGGCCUCCUCCUUUCUUCCUGUGUUUGCAGUGUUUCACUCGAGGAUUUGAGUACAAGAAACAUCAGAGUGAUCAUACUUAUGAAAUAAUGACUUCAGACUUUCCUGUUCUUGACCCCAGCUGGACUGCUCAAGAAGAAAUGGCUCUUUUAGAAGCUGUAAUGGACUGUGGCUUUGGAAACUGGCAGGAUGUGGCUAAUCAAAUGUGCACCAAAACAAAGGAGGAGUGUGAGAAGCACUACAUGAAGCAUUUCAUCAAUAACCCUCUGUUCGCAUCCACCCUGCUCAACCUGAAGCAAGCUGAGGCAGCCAAAACUGCUGACACAGCCAUUCCAUUUCACUCUGCAGAUGACCCUCCCCGGCCUGCCUUUGACUCACUGCUGUCUCGGGACAUGGCAGGAUACAUGCCAGCUCGGGCAGAUUUCAUUGAGGAGUUUGACAAUUAUGCAGAAUGGGACUUAAGAGACAUUGAUUUUGUUGAAGAUGAUUCAGACAUCUUACAUGCUCUGAAGAUGGCUGUGGUAGAUAUCUACCAUUCCAGAUUAAAAGAGAGACAAAGACGAAAAAAGAUUAUAAGAGAUCAUGGAUUAGUCAACCUUAGAAAGUUCCGAUUAAUGGAACGGCGGUAUCCCAAGGAAGUUCAAGACCUUUAUGAAACAAUGAGGCGAUUUGCAAGGAUUGUGGGACCAGUGGAACAUGACAAGUUCAUUGAAAGCCAUGCAUUGGAAUUUGAACUUCGAAGGGAAAUCAGGAGGCUCCAAGAAUAUAGGACAGCAGGCAUUACCAAUUUUUGUAGCGCCAGGACCUAUGAUCACCUGAAAAAGACGCGUGAAGAAGAGCGCCUUAAACGCACCAUGCUUUCAGAAGUUCUCCAGUAUAUCCAGGACAGCAGUGCAUGUCAGCAGUGGCUUCGCCGGCAGGCUGACAUUGAUUCUGGGCUGAGUCCUUCUGUUCUGAUGGCUUCAAACUCAGGAAGACGAAGUGCACCACCUUUGAACCUUACCGGCCUCCCUGGUACAGAAAAACUCAAUGAAAAAGAAAAGGAGCUCUGUCAGGUGGUGAGGUUAGUACCUGGAGCCUAUUUAGAAUAUAAGUCUGCUCUGUUGAAUGAGUGCAACAAGCAAGGCGGCUUGAGACUGGCACAAGCAAGAGCACUCAUCAAGAUAGAUGUAAACAAAACCCGGAAAAUCUACGACUUCCUCAUCCGAGAGGGGUACAUUACCAAAGCCUGAGUCUGGUUGGCAACGCAAGCCAGAGCUACAGAACGCAGCGAGUCAGAAGACAGUGUGUGCAUUCUGGAGACUUGUAUUUGAGUGGACUCUUACUGUGAAAAGAAGUAAAGACACUGAGAGGCUAAGUGUGCAGACCUUUUUCUUCUCUGCCCUGCUGUAAAGCGCUCCUUUUGGGGUCAUAGUGCUACGGAGAGUGCUCACCAAGUUAUUAGACAGCAGUGGGCCUUCGCCACUGUAACUCAAUCAAGAAUGGCGGUACCUCACCUCCUGGCUCUGGUAGAAAUAGAACAAAACCAAGCCGCAGCAUUUCAUCCCAGGAGUCCAACUCAAAUCCUUGUACUUGAGAGUGAAGUUCGUUGACCUUCCCAUCUUGCAGGCAGAUUUCAAAUGAAGAGAAGGCUGUUAGAGCACAGGAAAGCCUUUUCUUGCAAGGAUUUUUUUUUUUAAAUGCUGACAUCUUAGUUUAUGAAAUGAAGAGGGUGGGACUCCCUUCCGUGAUGGUCUGUCUGAAAUUUCAUUUUAACUGUAAUGUCUGGCUUUGUACUUUGCAGUCUGGCUGUCUGAUGUGCAGUCGACUCUUGAGGAGGUGGCACCGGAUAUAAAAUGUCUCUGUUAUUUUUAGAAUUAAUGGAUUAAAAUGUUUUGCUAUUUAA